AUGACGGUAAGGAUCGUGGGGCUUGAUAAGGCCGAAAGCGAUGUGAUCUUGAACUACUUGUAUGAUGUCUAUGAGAAGAAUGUCGACAUUCAAGUGCGCUUCAAGUGGACACCGGGGACCAGCGCAUUGUGGGAUAACAGAAUUACCAUCCACAACGCCAGUUGGGAUUAUGGUGGCAGACACCCCCGCCACGGAACCCGAGUGACGUCUUUGGCUGAGGUCCCUUACUAUGAUCCAAAUGCUCCAACACGGCGCCAAGCGCUGGGGCUGUUGGAUGAUCAAGAGAAGAGUGACUUGGGAGUGACAGAGUAG
Messenger RNA from Sordaria macrospora k-hell, 312 nucleotides. RefSeq lists its product as uncharacterized. Gene Ontology annotation, cellular component: cytoplasm. Lineage: Eukaryota; Fungi; Ascomycota; Sordariomycetes; Sordariales; Sordariaceae. The record is from RefSeq and is a predicted model, not a curated record. Gene Ontology annotation, molecular function: 2-oxoglutarate-dependent dioxygenase activity.